Podospora bellae-mahoneyi is the source of this 234-nucleotide messenger RNA. RefSeq lists its product as uncharacterized. The record is from RefSeq and is a predicted model, not a curated record. NCBI's taxonomy places the organism in Eukaryota, Fungi, Ascomycota, Sordariomycetes, Sordariales, Podosporaceae. The transcript has a single exon. The coding region runs from base 1 to 234 and encodes 77 amino acids.
AUGAGAAGCUCUAACAUUGCAACUAAACUAGUCUCUGUGAACGCCAAAUUUGCGGUCCGUCUCGCUCGCCGGCGCCUCGCCCGAGACAGCGUCGGCCUUUGCCGCGAGCUUGCUCGCGGAUGCAAGCGCUGGCAAGCGCAAAAAUAUAUGUACCUCUUCGUGUCCUCGCGCCGGAUUCUCGAGUCUCCCAUGCCAUGUUGUGGUCCAAGGCCAGGAAGUCAUUGUUUUAGCUAG